GGCAUUUAUCCCCUUUGAGAUUCUUCUCUGGAUAACUAAUAGUCAGCUAUGAAAGACUCUUUGUCCAACCACCAAUUCCGAGCACAGUUGCUGUGCAUCAGAAGGCAGAAUCUAUGACUCUUGGCUUGGGAAUGGAGUAGAUUUCAGUAGCUGUCUAAGGAUGAAAUAAGCAUUACAUGGCCACAGCUGAGGUGGUAAACAUCUUUUGGAAUAAUUUACCUAGUUUGGAAGCCACUUCCUCAGUUGCAGAGACUAUGCAGUAUGGGAGUAAAUCUGACCUGAGCAAAGAGUUGAAAACAAAAGACGUUUUGUGAAAAUAUAACUUAAAAGCAUUUGAAUACAACUCCUACUUGCAAGUUAAAGUGAAGGUCAGAUAUUGGGGGAUUUAGAUGGAAUUCCUGUUGCAGUAAAAGACAACUUCAGCACAGCUGGUAUUGAAACAACAUGUGCAUCAAACAUGCUGAAAGGUUAUAUUCCACCUUACAGUGCUACGGUAGUUCAGAAGUUAUUGGAUCAGGGGGCUGUGCUUCUUGGAAAAACAAACCUAGAUGAAUUUGCAAUGGGAUCUGGGAGCACAGAUGGAAUAUUUGGACCAGUUAGAAACCCCUGGAGUUAUUCAAGGCAGUACAGAGAAAAAUCUGUGCAGAACUCCCAUACUGAGAAUGAAGACGCCAAUUGGUUGGUAACCGGAGGAAGCUCAGGAGGUAGCGCUGCUGCAGUGUCUUCUUUCACAUGCUUUGCGGCUUUAGGAUCAGAUACAGGAGGGUCCACCAGAAACCCAGCUGCUCACUGUGGAGUAGUAGGUUUAAAGCCAACCUAUGGACUGAUUUCUCGUCACGGUCUCAUUCCACUAGUGAACUCCAUGGAUGUACCAGGAAUUCUAGCCAGAUGUGUGGACGAUGCAGCAAUUGUAUUGGGUGUGCUUGCAGGGCAUGAUCCUAAAGACUCUACUACUGUGCAGGACCCCUUUAAGCCGUUUGAACUAACCAGUUUUAUAGAUGCCAGCAAGCUCUGUAUAGGAAUACCAAAGGAAUAUCAUGCACCAGGAUUAUCUAGUGAAACCCUGGCACUUUGGUCUAAAGCUGCUGACCUCUUUGAGAAUGCAGGUGCCAAGGUCAUUGAAGUGAGCCUACCCCACACACGUUAUUCAAUUAUAUGUUAUCAUGUGCUGUGCACAGCAGAAGUAGCAUCAAAUAUGGCCAGGUUUGAUGGACUAGAAUAUGGACACCGUUCCAGUAUGGACAAGUCCACAGAAGUCAUGUACGCUGCAACUCGACGAGAAGGGUUUAACGACGUUGUAAGAGGAAGAAUUCUGUCAGGAAACUACUUUUUGUUAAAACAGAACUAUGAGACUUAUUUUGUCAAGGCCCAAAAAGUGAGACGACUCAUUGCCAAUGACUUUGUGAAUGUUUUCCGUAGCGGUAUUGAUGUUUUGCUCACUCCCACCACUCUAAGUGAUACAGUACCAUAUGUGGAGUUUAUCAAAGAAGACAACAGAACCCGCAGUGCACAGGAUGAUAUUUUUACACAGGCCGCAAACAUGGCAGGGCUGCCAGCCAUAACUGUUCCUACAGCACUUUCAGAGAAAGGUUUGCCAAUUGGGCUUCAGUUUAUUGGACGUGCAUUCCAGGAGCAGCAGCUUCUUACUAUAGCCAAAUGGUUUGAAAAACAAGUAAAAUUUCCUAUGAUACAAUUACAGGAAAUGAUGGAUCAUGGUCACACUAUGUGUCACCAUCAGAAAUCAGCCUUUUUUUCAUAACAGAGGACUUGGUGGUUUUAGUAGUGGAAGUAGGGAGGAUUUUAGAAUAUCUCUCAAUCACUUUGUACUGUUUCAGAUUGAAAAGCAAUGUAAUCCUUCAAUUUAUUUGUACAAAUGACAGGCUGUAGAGUCUAAAACAUAUGUAUUAAAGCAGAAUGCAAGAGAGAAGCAGGGAAGCUUUGUUACUGUGUAAUUAAACUGAAGUGAGGACCAUGGUAUGUUCCCUGCUACUGUAAGAACUGCA
Mauremys reevesii (Reeves's turtle) is the source of this 2003-nucleotide messenger RNA. RefSeq names its product glutaminyl-tRNA amidotransferase subunit QRSL1 (gene QRSL1). Gene Ontology annotation, cellular component: glutamyl-tRNA(Gln) amidotransferase complex; mitochondrion. Gene Ontology annotation, biological process: mitochondrial translation; glutaminyl-tRNAGln biosynthesis via transamidation. The record is from RefSeq and is a predicted model, not a curated record. The coding region runs from base 458 to 1759 and encodes 433 amino acids. The transcript has 10 exons. Gene Ontology annotation, molecular function: glutaminyl-tRNA synthase (glutamine-hydrolyzing) activity. NCBI's taxonomy places the organism in Eukaryota, Metazoa, Chordata, Testudines, Geoemydidae.